Molecule: messenger RNA, 783 nt
Organism: Ilyonectria robusta
Lineage: Eukaryota; Fungi; Ascomycota; Sordariomycetes; Hypocreales; Nectriaceae
Exons: 3
Coding region: 1-783 (260 amino acids)
Source: RefSeq, a predicted model, not a curated record
AUGAAAUUCGGACUCGAAAAUAAAAUCGUUCUCGUCUCUGGCGGCUCUAGUGGAAUUGGAAAGGCCAUCGCCAUUGACUUCAUGAAGGAAGGCGCCUCCGUAAUGAUUACGGCCCGUCGCGUUGGUCCCCUCCAAGAUACCGUCCAUGAACUCCAAUCUCUGAAUAGUGGAAGAGUCAGCUACGUCUCGGCAGACAUGACCCUGGAGGCCGACGUUAACGCAGCCGUGGCCAAGACGGAGGGGGUCUUUGGGACGGUACCAGAUGUCGUCGUUUGUAAUGUGAGGUCAUUGAUCAGGUUUAGUUUCGACGAUGCCAGUGUGGAGGAUUUCAAGACAAGCUCGGAUCAAUGUGUCCUGAGCGUCGUUCAUCUAGCCAAGGCUGUCCUGCCUACUUGGAAGGAGAAGAGAUGGGGGAGGUUUAUUAACUUGGGCAGUGUUUGCACCUUGGAGCCGCACAGAUGGCAUCACAUUAUCUUAGGAAAUACGUUCCGGCUGGCUGCUGUCGGCCUCAUGCGAUCCCUCUCAAAUGAGUUCUCGUCCUUCAAUAUCACCUUCAACACUAUUGCAAUCGGUCUUAUUGACACCGAGGUGAGCGAGAAGAUUGCUAUUCAGGGUGAUAAGCUCGCACGGAUUCAACCAGAGCCGCAACCCGCAAUCUCAAUAAAACGCCCGGGGAGACCAGACGAGGUGGCGGCUCAGGUCGUCUUUCUGGCCUCUGACCGGGCCAGUUAUAUCACUGGUCAAAAUAUUGUGGUAGAUGGAGGGUGGACUCGUUGUAUUUGA